GUGGGGGUGGGGGCUGCCUUUCCCUUCCUUGCUUGGCUUUUGGGGAGUGACACCAGCUCAGGCUGAAGAGGAGGAGGAGGAGGAGGCGAGGAAGGGAGUAGGCGGCCAGGGAUUUGCGAGGAGAAAGAAAGAGAAGCUCUUCCGCGGCAGAAUGGCAGAGAUGGCUUUGAUGGCAAGGUUGGAAAAUGCUGUAAUUAGGCUGGAAUCCUUGUUGUCACAUUCACACCAAGGCACUGGCAUGGAAUGUGGAGCUGUUAAUGGAGUCAAUGGAGAUAUAGCACCAUAUGUUGAAGCAUUUGAUAGAAUAAUGAAUGGGAGUGCAGCUGAGUUUCUAAACAACAGCAGGAUCCUUGAAGGUGAUGUGAAGAUACAUGCAGAAAUGGUCCGUUCAGCUUUUCAAGCACAAAGAACAUUUCUACUAUUGGCCUCCCAGUAUCAAGAACCUCAGGAGGAUGAAUUGUCCAUUCUUCUAAAACCGGUCUCGGACAAGAUCCAGGAAAUCCAGAUGUUCAGAGAGAGAAACCGAGGAAGUAAUAUGUUUAAUCAUCUGUCUGCAAUCAGUGAAAGCAUUCCAGCACUUGGGUGGAUAGCAGUUUCUCCAAAACCAGGGCCUUACGUCAAGGAGAUGACGGAUGCUGCUACCUUUUAUACUAACAGAGUGUUAAAAGACUACAAACACAGUGACCUGCGUCAUGUUGAAUGGGUGAAGUCAUUCUUGAGUAUAUGGACAGAACUUCAGGCAUACAUUAAAGAAUAUCAUACGACUGGUCUCACCUGGAAUAAAACCGGGCUUAUUGCUUCAGCAGGAUCUGAACCAUCUACACUAAUGGGCAACCAAGGCCCUCCUCCACCACCACCGCCCCCUCCUCCACUGCCAGGGCCUCCUCCGGUCUUGGAUGAUGCAAAUGCAACUCGGUCAGCUUUAUUUGCCCAGCUGAACCAGGGAGAAAAAAUUACCAAAGGGCUUCGCCAUGUCUCUGAUGACCAGAAGACCCAUAAAAAUCCUAGUCUGCGUGCCCAAGGAUCCCAGGUUCGAUCACCUACAAAAAGCCAUACUUCAGGCCCAGCUACUCCCAAGCCUCAACAGACCCACUGCCCUGUGUUGGAACUUGAAGGGAAGAAAUGGAGAGUGGAAUACCAGGAAGACAAGAAUGGCCUUGUAAUUGCUGAUACUGAACUCAAGCAAGUAGCUUAUAUUUUCAAGUGCAACAAAUCUACAUUACAAAUAAAAGGGAAAAUUAAUUCCAUUACAGUUGACAACUGCAAAAAGUUUGGCCUUGUAUUUGACAAUGUUGUGGGUAUUGUUGAAGUUAUAAACUCUAAUGAUAUUCAGAUACAGGUAUUAGGGAAAGUGCCAACCAUUUCAAUUAACAAGACUGAAGGCUGCCAUAUAUACCUCAGUGAAGAGUCAUUAGACUGUGAGAUUGUGAGUGCUAAGUCAUCCGAAAUGAACAUCCUUAUCCCACAGGAUGGUGAUUAUAAAGAAUUCCCUGUUCCUGAACAGUUCAAGACAUCAUGGGAUGGAUCCAGAUUGGUCACUGACCCUACAGAGAUUGUGGCUUAACUGCAUCGGCCCGUACAGAAAUCACUGUCCACAAUCUCCAAAAAAAAUCAAGGUUAAAGAAAACAGCACCAAGAAGAACUAGAUGUAGCACUAGUUUGUACUGCAGUGAAUAAGCCCUUCAAGCAGAUACUCUGUGCCCCCAAACUACAGGCGCUAUUACACAUGGUACUUUUCCUGCAUUUAGAUAAUCUUUGUGUAGGAACAAAAAGUAUACUGAUGUACACAGUUAUGUUUCAAAAAGGCAUGAAUGUUUUUUUGCCAUGUACUUAGGAUCCACUCUGCACAGUUCCAGUACAGUACACUUUUUUAACGCAUCCUGAUAUUCUUAAAAUGUCAGCAAUUCGCCUUUGUUCGCAAAUAGCUUAUACAUAAUAUGUGAAUGUAACCAUUCAGGUUAUUGGCUAUUUCACUGAAUAUGUUAGGCCAAAUGUCUGCAUGAUACACUUUGUAAUGUUUCAAUGCAUUCCUUUUUUAUGUUUUGGCUGGUAAUGAAAUGAAACAGUAUGAAUAUGGUGAGACGUUCAGGUUAGAUUUGAGAUCCUGUGUGCAUCGUAUUGUGAUGCUAGACCCUAGAAAGUCUGUAGUUCUAGAAGAUCCUUGUGCUUUCAAAAGUGGAAAUGUACAACUCUAAGCACUACAUUUGCUAAUAGGAAAGAGAAGCUGAAUAUUUCAAUUACUUAUUUUGAACAAUGUGGGUUUGCUGGUAUCUUGAAGUUUUGUUCAAGUUUGAACUAAUUUGUUUCAAUGUUAGUUUAAACUAAGUUUUUAUCUGGAUAUUUAAUAACAUGUCCUUGAAUUGUGGGCCAUUUUUCUCUUUACAGCUGUAUAUAGUUCAUAAUGUUCAUUUAGCUGUACAAUCUGAACUGAACAUAUACUUUGAAAUAUGGGGCCAUUAUUUCUUUCUGAGCUGUCAUAUAGUACAUAUUUUCACAAACAACCUAUGAAUUAACCUUACCUCUUGAAAUGAUGGAGCAUGGAGUUUCAUAUGGUUACUGGUAGAUACCUUUCCCAGUGCACAAGCAGCCCCUAGCCUCAGUCAUUUGCAAGGCCUAAUGAGAUAUUCUCCAUUUGCAAGGAUAUUUUUUGGAUUUGUUUGUGGUUCGAACUAGUUAGUUAAACUUGAUAGGACAUUAAACCAUUUGUAACUUUUUUGUGUAAUUGUAAUAUGUUGCCAUCAUGAAAUAUGCUGCUUUGAAAUUGGGCCCAUCAUUUUGAAAUACCCUAUGUAUUAAAUCUUAAUCAAGAUAUAGUAUGAAUGAGAACAAUUCUAUAUUUUAAAAGAAACAUUGCAUUCUUUAAUGUUGUGCUUCUCUUCGUGUUUAUAUCUAAUAGCCCCAUUAUGGAUGCACCAUUGAAUUACAUCAUUCUCAUUAUCUGUGACACUGGCAGAUUUUGCAAUAAAAUUCAGUUCUAGAAUGCUGAAGAUUAAAAUGGCUUCUAACAAUGCAGAAGUUAUCAUCCAAGUUAUAGAUAUUUCUUCAUGUAAGGGGAGUAGUUCAACUUUUAUUUUGAGUUGUAAGGUGUGGAUGCAAAUGGUCAAAAUUGUACACAAAGAAAAGCCAUAGAUUACUACUGAAUAAAUUCUGAACUCAGACUGAAGGGACUGUACUUUUUGAAAGGAAGGUUUGGCUAUGUAGUCCACACCAUUCCUUUUUAACACGAAUGUGAAGUGUAGUACAUGUAUGAUCUCAGCACACAAGACUUAAUUAUGAUACCAAUUUUGAUUACUUGUAAUACUUUGUAACAGUUAAAUUAUGGUAAUACACUUGCAGAGAUAGAGAUCAGGAUUUAAAUUGUGCCUACUGCACCUUACAAGGUACAUCAUCCUUUUUUUAAUAUUAUAUUUGAUUGUAAUAUCUAUAUAGAUUUACAACAAAUAGUGCGUAUAUAAUACAGUUUUGCUAUCUAAUGUUUGAUCUAUAUGUAAUGUUGUGGCUUUAGUACAUGCCAUUUUUCAAUAGUAAACUUAUCACAUGAAUGAAAAUAAAAAUGUAACUUGUUUA
Molecule: messenger RNA, 3567 nt
Organism: Anolis sagrei ordinatus
Lineage: Eukaryota; Metazoa; Chordata; Lepidosauria; Squamata; Anolidae
Gene: CAP2
Product: cyclase associated actin cytoskeleton regulatory protein 2
Biological process (GO): cell morphogenesis; actin filament organization; cytoskeleton organization
Cellular component (GO): cytoplasm
Molecular function (GO): adenylate cyclase binding; actin binding
Source: RefSeq, a predicted model, not a curated record